AUGUCUACUCUCAUGGCAACACCGAUAGGUGCCUCAUUAAGAGCUCGCCGUUAUCGACAACAACCGAGAAUAAAUGAAAUCAAAGAUGAGGAUGAUCUAAGACAAAGAGCACGAACAAUUAAACAUCGCGCUACAACUAUCAAUGUUCCGCCAACACUUUCCUCAACACCUUCCUUAGAACAAUCACCGUCUGCACACAUCAGUCCAACCAUUUAUAUCUAUAAUAGUGAUUCAUUAGAAACUCCCUCUUAUACAUCGAUAUCAAACAUUCGACCUAUUCGUGCUGAUGAACGUCUAUGGAUUGAUGUACCUACUAUUCAAGAUCACGAUUUAAUAUCAAAUAUUGGCAAACGAUUUGAUAUUCAUCCGUUAGUUCUUCAAGAUAUUGCAACAGAAGAUCAACGCGCAAAAUUGGAUACAUUUGAUAAUGCUUUAUUUCUUGUUGCUAAAGUUAUUUUCAAUGACAAUACUUCGGAGAAGACAUGCGUUGAUCAAAUUUGUUUUUAUUUAAAAGAAAAUGUUUUGAUCACAUUUCAACAGCAGCCCAAGGAUAUUUUCGAUCUAGUCAAAAAUCGAAUUUGUCUAGACAGAGGCCGUGUUCGUCGAUCUAACAUCGAUUAUCUAUUCUAUCUCUUAUGCGAUACGAUUGUUGAUCGAUACAUGGAUGUUUUAGAUCAAGUUGGUAGAAAGAUCGAAGCUAUCGAACAUCAUCUCAUGCAAAAAACAUCCCGUGACACACUCGAAACAAUCUAUGAUCUCAAACAAAGAAGAAGAAACACAAAUCAUUCAGGAGAGCACCAUCAUCUACUUGAAGGAUCUAUUCGACCAUGUUGUGCAAGUCAACGACACGAUCGAUGCGUAUCGUGA
This is a messenger RNA of Adineta ricciae, 867 nucleotides long. The record is from the annotation of a GenBank genome assembly. Lineage: Eukaryota; Metazoa; Rotifera; Eurotatoria; Adinetida; Adinetidae.